UUGAGCUUGUUGGUUACAUGUUAGCUUGCUUUUUAGUCGACGAAACCGGAAGUAUCAUAUACAAAAGUCUUUCAAAAUGAACGUUAAGCUUGUAGCCACGAAGUUACCGUUAAACUGUCGCUGUAAAUCAGUCUAUAAACCUCGACGACAGACUUUGAACUUGUUACAUGGCAGCACGUAACUAGUCAGCAGUCAGAGCCUGUCCUCUGCCAUAUCUGUUUGUUUUCAUUGCUGUCGAUAAAAACUGGCUCAACCCGUUGUGAAAUAUAUUUGGGCAGAAGCACAUCCAUUUUAUUAAUGAGCCAGCAUUAAAUCCCUGUCGCAAGAUGGAUGGAGAAGCAGGCCCACUGAGUGGUGGCAGACAGAGGGAAAAGAAAGGAUCCUACAAAGACUUAUUAAUGAACGUGGAGGAGCUGGCGGAACCAAAUUCGGAUUUUGAGGAAUGUAGCACCAAGAGGCCUUUCAAGGUGGACUCGGGGGCUGUGCUGGAACCAGAAGGCUCAGUCAACAAGAAAAUCCAUAUCUCAGUGGUAAAUGGUAAUGGUGGAGCUGAGCCUGAGCUAUAUGGAGAAGAGUCCUCUGGCUUCCUCCGUGAUUAUCCAGUCUGUGUGUCACGAGACAGAUGGGAUGCAAAAGAAGGGGAAGAGGAUAUCAGAGACAAGUUGUUGCAUUCAUCUUGCACAGCAGAGGGCAGCAUCGAUCAGGCAAGCUCCUUGUCAGACUACUGGGUGUAUUUAGAUAACCAGCACAACAAGGCAGACUGUCCUGUGUCCAGGACUCUCACCCCUCCUGCCACUCCAGUUACCCACAGGCCUCGUCCGUUCUUACCUUUUUCAAGUUCAGUGACUGCCAUUGCUUCUACAGUGACCUCUGUAGUUAAUCCCAUGAUGUCUAGCCCCAUGACUGACGCCUGUAGUCCCAUCAGUUCUAUGUGCAGUCCCACAAGUUCAGCCUGGGACACUCUCAGAUCCACAUCCAGGAGUCCUGGCUUCUCUGCCCGGGAUCCUGUCAGUGCUGCGGCUCACCUACACCUGCUGGGGGAAUCCUUGUCCCUGAUUGGCCACCAUCUUCAGGAGACAGAUAAAAUGAUCAGUAUGUCAAGUAGUCUGUCUCUGCUCUUGGACUCUCUGUUGUGCGCCCUGGCUCCUCUGAUCUGCCUCUCAGCACAGAUACCUGAGCUGAGGAGCUGCACUCAGCACACACUGGCCUCUGCUCUCGAAAACAUUGCCUAUGUGAUGCCCGGGUUGUGAGUGAUGAUGAAGACCACACCAGCAGCACCUUCUGUUAUGCUGAAAGACACUAUAGGUCAGUUUACACUUGGAAAAUAAGUUACAGUCUAUUUUGUUAAAAAAGAAUAUUUGUUUGCACUAUAAAAAUAUAUUUGUUUUAUCACAAAUAUACCAAUUUACUGUAAUAUGUUAUUUUCUUUCAUUGAUUGUUUGAUUUAAAGAUGUGUAAAGAUUGUAUUAUGUAACUUUUUUUGACCAGGUACCUCUUGACUUUGUCACUGGACACAUUAAAAGUGUCAAUUUCUGUUCUUCUGCUUUACAGUGGAGUUGAUCAGGCAUUACAUAGAUUUAUUACAUAGUCUCCUACAUGUUCUUACAUUUGUACUCAAAUAUAAAAGUUGAAGAAUCUACAAAUUUGCAGAAGUUCAUCUUAAAGAAUAAAACUGAAUCGAUAAUACAAUGAACAAUGAUAAAUGUGAUUGCAUAUGACUAGGUAUCACAGAAGCCUCAAAUCUAA
Molecule: messenger RNA, 1746 nt
Organism: Epinephelus lanceolatus (giant grouper)
Lineage: Eukaryota; Metazoa; Chordata; Actinopteri; Perciformes; Serranidae
Gene: hmgxb4b
Product: HMG box domain containing 4b
Source: RefSeq, a predicted model, not a curated record